AUGGCGUAUAUACUCGGCUGGAAAGACAUUUUACGUCCUAUACGCGACGGGUACCGACAUCUCUUUCCAUUGCCAGAUACAGGACCAACACCAGAAGAACGUCGAAAGCAACGCACCAUCGACCGGCUGAAGGGCUUCACUUACUUUGACACCCUGGAGCAGCUGGAGACUUGGACUGAUACACAUGCUGAUCCUCUGCAGCGAGCCAAUACGCCGUUGUUAGUGCGUUCGACUAAUUCGAAAGAAGGACUAGCAAAAACAAACAUCCUCCUUUGCCAUGAUCACGCAGGCAAUUACCAUAGUUAUGAGGGGACAUCGAGCGUAGGCCUGGCAGAGGAAACGUAUGCAUGUGAAUACUUGCAACACAUCGAUACAUUCGUGUAUUUCUCUCACAAACUCGUUUGCGUUCCGCCACCAACUUGGACCAAUACACUACAUCGCAACGGAGUGAAAGCUCUGGGCACGAUAUUGAUCGAACCACAAAGUCCAGACUCUGAGCAACUGUUUCGACAUGGCGAAGAUGGCUUGUCUUUUCCUCUGGCUACGAAGCUUGCCUCAGUUGCGAAAUGCCAUGGAUUCGAUGGAUGGCUUGUAAACAUCGAGAAGUCGUUUUCAACAACAAGUUGGGACCCCCAGAACCUAGCAGCUUUCCUUCGUCAGCUGAAGUCAGAUCUUGGAGCAGAGAGAAGUCUCAUCUGGUACGACGCCUUAACGACCUCGAACAAGGUCUCUUAUCAGAAUGCGCUCAACACACAAAACCUGUUGUUCGCAAAAUCUUGCGGCGGUAUCCUGACCAACUACUGCUGGAAAGAAAAAAACGCGGCUGACUCAAUACAUGAAGCCUUGCGAGGAAAUGUACCACCACAGCAUGUUUACUUCGGCAUAGAUGUUUGGGCACAGAAUGCAACAAAGCUCUCGCAACCACGCAUCACGUACCCUGAGUAUAGCGGCGGUGGCACUAAUACUGGUGUUGCCGUAGCCAAGCUCGCUGAAUUAGGCCUCUCGGCUGGCAUCUUUGCACCAGCAUGGACGUUCGAGCAUUUCCCUGGCCACGGAAGAGCAGUGGAGCAGACUGUAUGGGACGGAGUAGAUCUUCCCAGGGCUACAUCCUGCUCAUGCGGAGACUGUGAAAAGCGACAUCGACCGAACCAAGCAAUGCACGUGACUAGCUUUGCAAAACUAUCCAAUGCCGGCUCGGAAAUGUUCUUCUUCACAGACUUUAGCAGAGCUUUUUGCACUCACAGUGACCAGGAAAAGGACAGUCUAUUCAGCGGCCAUGUGAUACAUGCCCAACUUGGCUCACAAUCAAUCUUGCCCUUAAGAGCAGAGUCGCUGGGCAUAGCAUGCCCAUUGCGACACAGAAUACAAGACGUUAAAGGGCGAUCGGUGUUGAUAAUUGAGACUCGCAGCUUGCCUUCCCCGUCUAUCAAAAACGUUGCGGAGCUCACGAAUCACGGCUGGCCAAUGCCACUGUUCAAGGUCGACAUGCCUGCAGAUGGAUCGCUGCGACUACGAAUCUCCUAUCGAGACCUUUCAGAACUACCGCAAAGUGUCCAUUUCUACAUGAAGAUCUCAGGUGUGGUGCACAUCAUUGCACAAUCCGAUCAGUCUCGAGUCGACCAUCUUCUCGAUGUCCAAGUCAAGAGCAAUGCUCUUACCCCGAUAGCGAAUCCUCGUCUGGAGGAACUUGGCUUCUACUCCAAGGCCACUAAUGUUGGCACUGAGAGGAUCCUUACAGAGGUCGACUACAUCUGCAUUCAGCCAGGUUCGUCUUGUUUUACUCUAUCCCAACCAUUCCACACCAUCUUUAAUGUUCGGCGUGCAACUCUUGGGGAAGGAGAGGCGCAGCAUGUCAGACUCUGUUGGAGCCACACCUCUCACAGAUUGCCGGUGCAGGACAUUCCAUACAGCUCUGUUACCGGACCUUUUUCGUAUUUUGCGAUUCAGCUUGACGACAUGUUUCUGGGAAGAGCGUAUGCAGCAGAGCAUACGCUUCCAGCUUCGCUCGUAGAACAGUUCGCGGGACGUGAUAUCUUGGUGGAGAUCAAAGGUAUAGGCUUCGACGGACACAAGCUUGCGAUCAGCAGCAUGACUAUUCCUUUUUGA
Molecule: messenger RNA, 2106 nt
Organism: Boeremia exigua
Lineage: Eukaryota; Fungi; Ascomycota; Dothideomycetes; Pleosporales; Didymellaceae
Product: glycosyl hydrolase family 85 protein-like protein
Exons: 3
Coding region: 1-2106 (701 amino acids)
Biological process (GO): protein deglycosylation
Cellular component (GO): cytoplasm
Molecular function (GO): mannosyl-glycoprotein endo-beta-N-acetylglucosaminidase activity
Source: RefSeq, a predicted model, not a curated record